UAUUACACAUGCUAGAGCGAGCUGCUCAAUCUGGCUCACCUAAAGAAAUGCUUGAAUGUUUUAAUCAACUGAUACAUACAGAGAACAAAGUGAACCAAGAAAGUUUGGACCAAGGUCUGCUUUUGUCUUGUAGGUAUGGUAGAGAGUUUCUGGUAAAGGUUCUUAUAUUUCAUGGUGCUUAUAUUGAGACGAGAGACGACAAAGGCAACACACCACUUUUGAUAUGUGCUGAGAAAGGUUUCACUGACAUAGCUAUGUUACUGGUUGAUAAAGGCGCUGAUAUCAACAGUUGCAACAAAGAUGGUGACACAGCACUUUUACUUUCGAUCACAACAUCCGGGUCUUCUCAUCUUGUUAUGAAACUUCUUGACAAAAAAGAUUUAAAUAUCUCUCAUAGAAACGAAAAGAAAUAUGAUGCUUUGAUGAAAGCAGUUGAAGUCCUAAACUUACAACUAAUUAGAAUAGUAUUUAAAAUGCAGCCUACUUCAAGUGCCGGUGUUGCUUCGAUAUUUUCUGAAAAUUUAGGAUUAUGUUCGCUGUUAGAUGUUUUGGAUCAAAAUUCACAUGAAGGUGAAACAGCUUUACUAACUGCAGUUUUAAAAAGAGACAUCUACCUUAUUCAGCUUCUCUUAGUUAAUGGAGUGUUUGACUUUAAAGACAAACAAGGAAAAGACUAUAACAUUGUUUCAGAAUUUCUAAACUCAAUACUAGUGAGCGGAAAAGAAGUUUGUGAUGAAGAUUUGAAUGUAAUUAAGAUACUAAUCAAAGCUGGAGCUCAACUAAACUCUGCAAACAAUACUCGAGAAGAAUGCCCUUUAGCAACAGCUGUCACCUUAGGAAGCGCUGAUCUAAUUAAAUUAUUGUGUCUCAAUGGAGCUGAGGUAAAGCAGUGUUCGUAUUAUUUUAAUUAUAAAGCCCCAUUAGCUUUAGCCGCAGAGUAUGGACGUGGUGAUAUUAUAAACCUCCUAAUUGAAUUAGGAGCGAAGGUAAAAUAUGAUCUUGAUUCAGCACUGCAAGUGGCAAUUGAGCAUGAUCAAUUAGUUUGUGCGAAGCUGCUCGUUGAACAUGGGGCGAAGAUUAAUCCUGAUGCGGUUCUUAGAUUUAUUGUAAGAUUUAAUAAAAUUGAUUCUUUUUUGUUUUUGAAAGAGCACUUUCAAGAUUGUGUUAGUUCUAAUAUACGACAAAUAGGAACAAAGUUGUUAGAUCUUGCAGCAGAAUUGGGACAUAAGGACAUGAUCAGAUUGUUGGUGCAGGAAGGUGUAAGUGUUAAUGGUGAUAUCUACACCUACACACCACUAUUAUCGGCAAUUGAUUCAACUGUUAUGGAAGUCUUAAUCAAUCUUGGUGCUGACGUCAAUCUGACAAUGAAGCUCAACAUCGCAGAUUCCGUUCUAAAUUGUAUUUUAACUGAAACUGAACUUAAAAGAGGAAGGACAAAAGACAGCUUUAUUGAGAGAGUUAAACUACUUAUAAAGUAUGGAGCGAAUGUAAAUUUCAAGGACCAUAAUGGCAAAACACCAUUAAUGAAAGCUGCAAAAAUAUCAGAUAUGCAAGACGUCUUACGAGCCAUUUUGCAAGCUGGGGCUGAUGUCAAUCAACAGAACAACAAAGGGGAAAGUGCUUUACAUUAUGCUGCUGUUUGUGAAUCUACCGAUAAUGCCAAAACUCUGUUGGAGUUUAAGUCGGAUAUAAAUUUACAAAAUAACAUGGGUAUGACACCGUUAUUCUACUCUUUACCGCGGGGACACAAGGACAUGAUUGAUUUCUUGAUAGAAAAUAAUGCUGAUGUAAAUCGAAUGGAUAAUAAAGGCAAUACACCUUUAUUGUAUGCAUGCUCUCCCUUUUUUAAUGAUCCGAUUGAGGCUAUAAAAAUUUUAGUAUCAGCUAAGGCUUUUGUAAACCAUCAAAACCACGAAGGGUAUACAGCUCUAAUGUUAGCUGCUAAACAGACAAACUUCGAAAUUAUAAACACAUUGCAUGACUCUGGUGCAAAUGUCAAUAUAGUAAAUGAACUGAAAAACGAAACUGCUCUCUCAAUACUUAUAAGCUUGGACUUUGAUAAGCGAUUUAAUGAAGCAACACUUUAUCUGAUAGAAAAAGGAGCAGAUGAUUCAAGUUUGGAUCCAUGUCUUAUCCAUGAAAUAAUCAUCAGCAAGGAGUUCAGCUGUUUACAAAUAUUAAUAUCAUUAGGUCUUGGACCAAAAGAGGUUAAAGCUGUUGAUUUGGGUUUUUAUGAAUACAAAUCUAUAAUUCAAACUGCUUCUCCACUUGUGGUAUCAUUGAUUUGCGGAUCGGUACGAUUGGCUCGAUAUUUAAAUGAAAUUUGGUUUCUAACCCAGGCCGACGUAUUUAGUCUCGCCAAAAAUAAACAGUUUAGAACAUGUAUGGCUGUUAAAAAUUAUAGCGAGUGUUUAGAAUUUUUGGACGAGUACUCAUCCCAGCCCAUGUCUCUAAAGAAACUCACUUUUGUUGUCGUAUCGUCUGCUGUAGGUGCUGGGCCUGGGAGAAAAGAACGGGUGAUAAAACUCCCAAUCCCAACUGCAUUGCAUGAAUUAUUGUUAUUUAAAAGAGCGGCAGCCACAGAAAUUAUAAAAAAGGAAAGUGUGAAAGAAAUAUCGAUGCAUGACCGACAAGAAAUGAUACGUUUGCUUUACAAAAGUAUAAAUAAACGCGCAUACGAGUACAGUAGCUAUGGUGAUGACUACUUCCUAUAUGGGAUCUACGACAGUGACUUUGUGUAUGAUUCAGAAAAUGAUUCAAAAGGCUCGGAUGAUUACUAAUUGAGUUAAUACUUAUUUUAUUUAACUAAAAUUAUAAGGAUAAAAAGUAAUUAGCAUAUACAAUUUUAAUAUUUUUUUUAGAAAAGCGUUAAAACAAAGAUAUAAUUUGUAGAUCGUAUAUUGUACUCCUAUUGACUUUGUUAAGA
This is a messenger RNA of Physella acuta, 2926 nucleotides long. RefSeq names its product ankyrin repeat domain-containing protein 17-like. NCBI's taxonomy places the organism in Eukaryota, Metazoa, Mollusca, Gastropoda, Physidae. Gene Ontology annotation, molecular function: protein binding. The record is from RefSeq and is a predicted model, not a curated record.